Messenger RNA from Impatiens glandulifera, 1682 nucleotides. RefSeq names its product proline iminopeptidase. Gene Ontology annotation, molecular function: peptidase activity. The transcript has 10 exons. Bases 37 to 1548 code for a protein of 503 amino acids. NCBI's taxonomy places the organism in Eukaryota, Viridiplantae, Streptophyta, Magnoliopsida, Ericales, Balsaminaceae. The record is from RefSeq and is a predicted model, not a curated record. Gene Ontology annotation, biological process: proteolysis.
UGUGUCCUUAUUUUACUUCGUAAAGUAAAAUACCAAAUGUGGGCACUCCAGGUAUCACCAUUGCUGCCGCUCCUCCUCCGUGCUCCUCCGUCAACUUCUUCUCUCCCAUUCAAACCCUUCCAUUUCCACUUCGCUUACGGAAAAUUCCUUACUACAAUGAACGCCUACACUGCCGGCGAACAAUAUUCCUCACCGGAGGAGCUCGUUACCGGAACCUGGUAUUCCGUCCCCGGUCUCCGCCUUCGCGAUCAUCGAUUCACUCUUCCUCUCGACUACUCCUCUCCGACUGGUCCUAACAUCUCCGUUUUCGCCCGCGAAGUCGUUAACGCUGGACAAGAAGAACAACAGCUUCCAUAUCUACUGUACUUACAAGGUGGACCUGGAUUUGAAUGCCCUAGACCAACUGAAGCUAGUGGAUGGUUAGGCAAAGCAUGUGAAACAUAUCGAGUUAUCUUGAUGGAUCAGAGAGGCACGGGAUUAUCAACACCUUUAACCGCGUCAUCUAUGUUGCAAUUGAAUUCCACUAAUGAUUUGGCCAACUACUUGAAACACUUCAGAGCAGAUAGCAUUGUAAAUGAUGCUGAAUUUAUUCGAAAACAUCUUGUUACUGGUGAUGAAAAAUGGACAGUUUUAGGGCAGAGUUAUGGUGGUUUUUGUGCAGUCACUUACCUAAGUUUUGCUCCAAAAGGGUUGAAACAAGUUCUUCUGACUGGUGGAAUUCCUCCUAUCAGAGGUGGUUGCACUGCAGAUUCUGUUUACAGAGCCUGCUGCGAACAAGUCAUCCGCCAAAACGAGAAAUACUAUCAAAGAUAUCCUCAGGAUAUUAAAAUAGUUCAAGAUGUUGUAAAAUACUUGGCUGAGUAUGAAGGUGGCGGGGUUCCUCUUCCCUCGGGUGGCAUCUUAACCCCGAAGGGACUUCAAGCACUUGGCCUCUCUGGUUUAGGAUCUAGUGGUGGCUUUGAACGCUUACAUUACAUGUUCGAGAGUGUUUGGGAUCCAAUAAUCACUCCAGGAGGGUUAAAGCAAAUCAACUUCUAUUUCCUCAAUGCUUAUGAGAAGUGGUUGAAUUUUGAUACAAAUCCACUUUAUGCACUUCUACAUGAGUCUAUAUACUGUCAGGGUGCUGCUUCGAGAUGGUCAGCUGAUAGAGUAAAGGAUGAAAAUGGUAGCAAAUUUGAUGCAAUUAAGGCUGUGAAAGAUGGUCAGCCUGUCCUAUUCACAGGAGAGAUGAUAUUUCCAUGGAUGUUUGAAGAAAUUCAUGCGUUGAGGAAUUUCAAAGAUGCAGCUCAUGUGUUGUCGGAGAAGGAGGAUUGGCCUCCAUUAUAUGACAUACAAGUGCUAAACAAUAACAAGGUUCCUGUUGCAGCGGCGGUUUAUUACGAGGAUAUGUAUGUUAACUUUAAGUUGGCAAUGGAGAGUGCUUCAGAGAUUGGUGGGAUUAGGUUAUGGAUAACAAAUGAGUUCAUGCAUUCUGGUCUUAGAGAUGGUGGUGGGCAAGUUUUUGAUCAUUUAUUGGGGAUGCUCAAUGGAAAGAAACCUCUCUUCUAGCUACUUUCUCAUAUUGCAAUAUUUAUUUGUGAUUGUAUUUGUCCACAUAAACAAAAGUAUAACUUAUUAUGUCUUGUAAACUUUUUAAGCAUUUUUAAAUAAAUUUUGAACUAAUUUAAAACUAAAUGUAUAUU